Messenger RNA from Nicotiana tabacum (common tobacco), 4520 nucleotides. The record is from RefSeq and is a predicted model, not a curated record. Lineage: Eukaryota; Viridiplantae; Streptophyta; Magnoliopsida; Solanales; Solanaceae.
GACAAAAUGAUUAAGAUAGAGUGACAGUCAACCAAGAUCAUAGAGAGAGAAGUAAAUAAUAUAUAUAUAGUAGUACUAAAGUAAAGGUAUUAGAACCUUCCCAUAGAAACAAUACAUUAGAUUUUUUCCAUGCUUUUUUUUUUUUUUGGCUUGUUUCAUACAUAAAGUUUGAAUCUUUUUACCCUUUUUCCCUUUUCACAAAUCUUGCAUAUAGAUAGGAAGAUCCCCACCAUUCUUGGAAAAAAGUAGGAGCUUGUAGUUUUUUAUAUAACCUUCCCAUAUCAAGAUUCCAUGGUUUUUUCUGUAUCAUCAUCAAAAGGAAUCACUUGACAAUCUUAGUUAAUUUGCUCUUCUGGGAUGUGGGGUCUCUAACAUUUUGAAGAAGUGAUGCACAAAAGUCUAGAGGUAAUGCUAAUCCAUUGGUUUUCUUUAUAUAGUUGACUUCUCGAUCUAGCAUAUUGGCUUAUUCAUUAGUAUGUGCUGGAGUUUGUGGGCAGCUCUGAAUUUUUGCAGUUCUUUGAAAUGGUUAAUUUAUCAAUCUUUUGGAUAUUUGUUUGUACUGGACCUUGCUUUGGUUUGUUAUAGGUUGUCUUGUCUAGAGACGGAUUCAAGAUUUAAAAUCAAUGGGCUCAACCUUUAUAUUUUUAUCAUUGAACUCAUUAUACUUUUGAAAUUGCAAGCUCAAAGCUUGAAUUAUUAAAUUUUUUAAGUGAUUUUUCAUAUGUAUAUCUAUACUUGUGCCGAAGAUACUAUAUUCAGAUCAACCUGUUGACUAUAUGCUACAUCCGCCGCUGGUUGCCAAGGUUGCUUUCUAAAUAUAGCUGAUUCAUCUGCUAUGUCGUGAUGAUUGAAGCUGCGGGAUAUUUCUCUAAAUUUUACAGGUCAAGCUGCAACUUUGAGCCGAGGGUCUACCGGAAACAGGCUCUCUGCCUUCUUAAGGUAGGGGUAAGGACUGCGUACACUCUAUCCUCCCUAGACCCCACUUGUGAGACUACACUGGGUAUGUUGUUGUUGUAAGCUGCAACGUUGAGUUACUGAGGGGUUUUGAUAUGUCUCGGGUAUUUGACUCAAGAAAUGGGCUAAUUCUGAUUUGGAUGGUUUUCUUGUUGGCUUCUGUGAUGUUGGUUUAUCCUAUAGAAGGAUUGAAUGCUGAAGGAAUUUACCUACUUGAGUUGAAGAAGAAUAUAAUCGAUAAGUUUAACUAUCUUGAGAAUUGGAAUUCUAGUGAUGAGACACCAUGUAAGUGGAAAGGUGUAAAUUGCACUUCUGAUUAUAAUCCAGUUGUGCAAAUUCUUGAUCUGAGGUCUAUGAAUCUUUCUGGCUCUUUGAGUUCUAGUAUUGGCGGUCUUGUAUGUUUAACCGUUCUUGACUUGUCUUACAAUGAAUUCACUGGAAAUAUUCCGAAAGAAAUAGGAAAUUGCUCGAAAUUGCAGAGUCUCCAACUCAAUGAUAAUGAUUUCUAUGGCCAGAUUCCUGCUGAAUUGUAUAACCUUUCUUAUUUGGAAGAGUUAAAUUUGUUCAAUAACAUGAUAUCUGGUCCUAUUUCAGAGGAGUUUGGGAAACUCUCUUCUCUAGUUUCUUUUGUUGCAUACACCAAUAAUAUCAUCGGUCCACUCCCUCGAUCACUUGGGAAUCUGAAAACAAUGAUAACGUUUCGAGUGGGGCAGAAUUUACUCUCUGGAAGCUUACCCGCGGAGAUUGGUGAUUGCCUGAACUUACAAGUUCUUGGUCUGGCACAAAAUAAUAUUGGAGGAAAUAUACCCAAAGAGCUCGGUAUGCUUAGUAGUUUGAAACAACUUGUACUUUGGGACAAUCAAUUAUCUGGCUAUAUUCCAAAGGAACUCGGAAAUUGUACAAGACUUGAACUGUUUGCUUUAUACCAGAACAACCUGGUUGGAGAAAUUCCUGUUGAGAUAGGUAAGCUCAAAUUUCUCAAGAGGUUAUACCUAUACCGGAAUGGAUUAAGUGGUACUAUUCCAAGGGUUAUUGGGAAUCUUUCUUCGGCAUUAGAAAUUGAUUUCUCAGAAAACUAUAUAAUUGGAGAAAUACCAACUGAGUUCAGUCAAAUAAAGGGCCUGAAAUUGUUGUAUCUUUUCAAAAACCAGCUCAAAGGUGCCAUACCUCAAGAACUUACUAGUUUAAGAAAAUUGGAACAUCUUGAUCUGUCGAUUAACUACUUAACAGGCCCUAUUCCAUUUGCAUUUCAGUAUCUGACUGAAUUGGUUCAGUUACAGCUCUUUCAGAACUCUUUAAGUGGUAGUAUUCCUCAACAUCUCGGGAUUUAUGGCCGACUUUGGGUUGUUGAUUUAUCUAACAACUACCUCACAGGAACAAUCCCUCCAAAUAUUUGUAGGAAUUCCGAUUUGAUUUUGCUAAAUCUUGGCUCAAAUAACUUGCACGGAGACAUUCCACCUAGUGUUAUUAACUGUGUCUCGUUGGUACAACUUCGUCUUAAUGGCAACUGGCUACAAGGGAAAUUUCCUUCUGAUGUGUGCAAAUUGAGGAAUUUAUCUGCUCUUGAAUUAGGCCAGAACACGUUCGGUGGUUUAAUACCUCCUGAGAUUGGAAACUGUCAAAAUUUGCAAAGACUUGAUUUGUCAGGCAACUAUUUCACACAUGAGUUGCCAAAUGAGAUAGGGAAUCUUCAAAAACUUGUAACUUUUAAUGUCUCAUCUAAUUUGCUGACUGGUCAAGUACCACCAAAAAUUCUGAAAUGCAAGGCGCUACAACGACUUGAUCUCAGCAAGAACAGCUUUUGUGGUACUGUACCUGAUGAAAUUGGAAAACUGGCGCAGCUAGAACGCCUUUUGGUUUCAGAAAAUAAGUUUUAUGGAAAGAUACCAGCAGCAUUGGGGAGGCUUUCGCGUUUGACUGAGCUGCAGAUGGGUGGAAAUUCAUAUUCAGGUGAAAUACCACCAGAAUUAGGUAAUCUUACUGGUUUACAGAUCGCGAUGAAUCUUAGUUACAACAAUCUCUCUGGUACAAUACCACCUAAGCUUGGCAAUCUUAUUCUACUAGAGUAUCUCUAUCUCAACAAUAAUCAUCUCACUGGUGAAAUACCGAUCACAUUCCAAUACCUGACCGGUCUAAUGGGCUGUAACUUUUCAUACAAUAACCUCACCGGUCCACUGCCAGAUAUACCGCUGUUUCAAAAUAUGGAUGUCAGUAGCUUUAUUGGAAACAAAGGUCUUUGCGGUGGGCUUCUAGGUGAAUGUAAUGAAUCUCCAUCUUUAAAUUCUGAUCCUGUAGUCGAAAGUGCAGGUGCUCCUAGAGGGAAUAUUGUUACUAUUAUUGUUGCGACUGUUGUUGGUGGUGUUUCUCUUGUUUUGAUUUUAGGUGUUUUAUAUUUGAUGAGGCGGAAUCCAGUUCAGAUGGUUGAAUCCAUCAAAGAUAUGGACGCGUCAUUUCCAGGUUCGGGCAUAUAUUUCCCUCCCGAAGAGGAAUUCACUUUCCAAGACUUGGUUGACGCGACAAACAAUUUUCAUGACAGUUAUAUUGUUGGGAGAGGAGCUGUAGGGACAGUUUAUAAGGCUGUGAUGCAGUCUGGGAAAACGAUUGCGGUUAAGAAGCUGGCUUCUAACAGAGAGUGUAAUAACAUAGAAAAGAGUUUCCGAGCAGAGAUUACAACACUGGGAAAGAUCAGGCAUCGUAACAUUGUAAAACUCUAUGGCUUUUGCUAUCAUCAGGGUUCUAAUCUGCUUCUUUACGAGUACAUGGCGAAAGGUAGCUUAGGUGAAUUGCUUCAUAGUACAUCCUGUAGCUUGGAGUGGCCGAUACGCUUUAAAAUAGCUCUUGGGGCAGCUGAAGGCCUAUCUUACUUACAUCACGAUUGCAAGCCACAGAUCAUCCACCGCGAUAUAAAGUCCAAUAAUAUAUUGCUUGAUGAGAAGUUAGAAGCUCACGUUGGUGAUUUUGGCCUAGCUAAAGUUGUUGACGUGCCUCAAAAUAAGUCUAUGUCUGCAAUUGCUGGAUCAUACGGCUACAUUGCCCCUGAAUAUGCUUACACAAUGAAAGUAACAGAAAAAAGCGAUAUCUAUAGUUAUGGAGUCGUCCUUUUGGAGUUGCUAACUGGAAAAACACCUGUACAGCCACUAGAUGAAGGAGGUGAUCUUGUCACCUGGGUGAGGCAUUAUAUUCGGGACCAUUCGUUAACGCCAGGGAUACUUGACAGCAGAUUGGAUUUAACCGAUAAAACUACUGUAAAUCAUAUGCUUACAGUUUUGAAAAUUGCUUUAGUGUGCACUAGUAUGUCACCAGUUGAUCGUCCUUCAAUGCGUGAGGUCGUGUUAAUGUUGAUUGAGUCUGAUGAGCAAGAAGGUAACUUCAUCUUGUCUCAAGUUUAAUUACCCUCAGAAAAACAUAAUAACCUGUAAAUGUAUACAAAAAUGCCUUCCUCUGAUAAGCUUUCUAGUGCUAGUUCUCCUUGUAUUGUAUUUUACAGGUAAAUAAUACAAGAAAUUACCACAUAUUUCUUACAGUGAAAAUGCUGUCUGACUUUGUAGAAUGAGUUUGGAAGUGAU